This is a messenger RNA of Juglans regia (Persian walnut), 2075 nucleotides long. RefSeq names its product protein RETICULATA-RELATED 1, chloroplastic-like. Gene Ontology annotation, cellular component: chloroplast inner membrane. NCBI's taxonomy places the organism in Eukaryota, Viridiplantae, Streptophyta, Magnoliopsida, Fagales, Juglandaceae. Bases 187 to 1737 code for a protein of 516 amino acids. The record is from RefSeq and is a predicted model, not a curated record. The transcript is spliced from 8 exons. Gene Ontology annotation, biological process: plant organ development.
AAACAAACCCCCCCUCUCUUUCUCUCUCCGUUUCUCUCUCUUAACACUCCCCUUGUUCCUCCCUAGUGAGAGAGAGAGAGCCGCUAACAGUACUUUUAGAAAAUUUUACUUUUUAAUUUUCUCCCUAUCCAAACAGCAAAUUUCAAUUCCAAAGAAAUAGAAAGCAAAAAAAGAAAGAGAGAGAAAAUGUCUCACGCUGUGUUUCAAACGGCCCAAAUUAUGUCCAUAGAGACCUUAUCGUCGAAGACCAAGGUCGGUCCCUUUUCUCCGGUUGCGCAUCCGGUGGCCGGUAAGAUAGCACGGAGGGGACUGGUGGUCAAGGCCUCUGCUUCGUCUUCUUCGGCCUUCGUGGAAGGGGACUCCGUUGGUCUGUUGGAGCGGUGCUUUGUGGCGUCUUCGAAGGUGAUGGCUAGUCCGGUUAUGAAGGGACAGUACGGUUCGCUGGGUUCGGUUACGUUGGAGAAGGGCAAGCUCGAUUUGUCUCAGAAGCAAUCCCAGUCUAGUCCCGAGACUGCAAUUGGUGGAGGCGGUGGAGAUAUUGGGAAAAAAAUAAAUCAUGGUGGUGGCGAUGGUGGUGAUGAUGAUGGUGAUGAUGAUGACUACUUUGAUGACUUCGACGAUGGCGAUGAAGGAGAUGAGGGAGGUCUAUUUAGGAGACGAAGACUUCUUGAGGAGCUUUUUGAUCGUAAAUUUGUAGAUGCUGUUUUGAAUGAGUGGCAGAGGACAAUGAUAGAUUUGCCUGCUGGAUUUCGACAAGCUUAUGAAAUGGGUUUGGUUAGCUCUGCUCAAAUGGUAAAAUUCCUAGCAAUCAAUGCCAGGCCAACUACAACUAGAGUUAUUUCUCGAGCACUUCCUGAAGGAAUAUCAAGGGCAUUUAUUGGCAGGAUGAUUGCUGACCCCGCCUUCUUAUAUAAGCUUCUUUUGGAGCAGGCUGCUACAAUUGGUUGCUCAGUGUGGUGGGAGUUUAAGAAUCGUAAAGAUAGGAUAAAACAAGAAUGGGAUCUGGCAUUCCUUAAUGUGCUCACAGUAGCAACCUGCAAUGCCAUUGUUGUUUGGUCACUUGCUCCUUGUCGUUCAUAUGGUAACACAUUCCAAUUUGAUUUGCAAAAUACAUUACAGAAGCUGCCAAACAACAUAUUUGAAAGGAGUUACCCAUUUCGGGAAUUUGAUUUGCAAAAGAGAAUCCACUCGUUUUUCUACAAGGCUGCAGAGUUUUCUAUAGUUGGAUUAAGUACUGGAGCAGUACAAGGUGCACUAUCAAACCUUUUGGCCAGUAAAAAGGAGGGAAGGUUAUCUGUUACAAUUCCAACCGUGAGUACUAGUGCACUUGGUUAUGGUGCAUUUCUCGGUCUUUAUGCAAAUCUCAGAUAUCAGCUGUUAUGUGGAUUUGAUAGAGCAAUAAGCAACCAUUUUGAUGUCAUUGGAGUGGCACUGUUUUUUGGCACAGCUUUGAGGAUUUUGAACGUUCAAUUAGGAGAGAGAUCAAGGCUGGCUUGGCUGGGGGUAGAGGCAGAUCCACUGGCUCAUUCAGAUAGUCUCUUGAAGGUUUACAACAGGCCUUCAGAGGAUGCCGAUAGGCCAUCUUCAAAAUGGUUUAUAUCAAAGAAUGCCAUUGUUUCUGGACUUGGGCUCCUUGGCAUCAAACAGGGGAAUGCUGACACUGUUGCUGAUGGCGAGCCACCGGCUCCUAAAGCUCGGAGAAAGAGGAUUGUCCGGAAGAAGGUGACAAGAAGUUGAGCAUAUAUAGUUUUUCUUAUGUAAAAUCACGAUCACUGUCCAAUUUUGCCAUUUGACAAAGACGUGGCUAGCUAGCUUGCUCAUCAAAUUUGAGAAAGUAAGAGCUACUUGGAGUGGGAGGUAGUGUUCCACAAUGAUCAUUCAUGACCGAUAGAGUGUUGGGCAGCUGGGAAUUAAAGAUUGAACUCGAUUACUAUAACGAGAAUAAAUUUUUUCAGGGAGGAUUUCUUUAUUUUAUUUUUUAUUUUUUAUUUUUCUCUUGAAUGAACCAUUGUAUUUUAUUAAAUGAGCAUAUUGUAUAACAGCGCUAUAUGACGAUUUGAAAAGGUUCAAUAUCU